Messenger RNA from Mercenaria mercenaria, 1789 nucleotides. RefSeq names its product cell division control protein 42 homolog. Gene Ontology annotation, molecular function: GTP binding; GTPase activity. The transcript is spliced from 2 exons. The coding region runs from base 125 to 724 and encodes 199 amino acids. NCBI's taxonomy places the organism in Eukaryota, Metazoa, Mollusca, Bivalvia, Venerida, Veneridae. The record is from RefSeq and is a predicted model, not a curated record. Gene Ontology annotation, biological process: small GTPase-mediated signal transduction.
CUAUCAUUGUCGUCUGUAAAGCGUUCAUAGUACAACUGUUUAAUCAGCUGACUACAAGUAGUGCGUUUAAAGAUUUAAUUUGAAUCGGACUUAUUGUUUUAAUUGGACUUAAUUAAUUUUAAACAUGGUUGUGAAAACUGCAAAAUCUGAAGAAUCCAGAAAUAUGAUCCAGUGUACUGUCGUCGGGGAUGGAAUGGUCGGCAAGACAUGUCUGUCACUGGCUUUCUCCAAAUUGUCUGCACCACAUGACUAUGUUGCUACAGUAUUUGACAAUUAUGCAGGCAAAACUAACGUGAACGGGGAUGAAUACACUGUCAGCAUCUUUGACUCGGCCGGACAACAUGACUAUGCCAGUCUGCGACAGUUCACGUACGAGGACAGCGAAGUUUUUGUCGUCUGCUUCUCCGCUGUGGACAGAGAUUCCUUCGAGAGUGUCAAGGAAUUCUGGGUACCAGAGAUGAAACCAAACAUGACAAGGAAAAAGCCUAUAGUCCUUGUAGCCACUCAGACCGACCUGCGUAACACAGCUGGGUACGACUCCGACAUGCCGGUCUCUAAAACGGAAGGGGAAAGUUUAGCUAAAGCGAUAGGAGCAGUCACUUACGUUGAAUGCUCCAUCCAGCAUCACCAAUCCGUCAAAAAGCUUUUCUCAGAAGUCGCCCAGGCGGCGCUCAAGUACAGGAAGAAGAAAACCAACAUUGUAAACAAACUUCUUGGCAGGUGAACAUUAGAUCAUGACAUUCAUUUUCCAUAAUUCUGUAUCCCAAACAGAAUGAAAUCGGCACGUCUCUGACGUCAUUUCGGAGGAACCUCGUGCGUUGACGGCGAGGAAGUUUGUUGGUGUGGUCACGAUAUGGAACUUACGUACAAUACGGAAUAACAAAUAUUUGGACAUUAACUUUCACUGAUUAGUUAAAAUCGUUCGAGAGACAUGAUUAAUGUCAAGGAAAAGAGACAUACGGUUUGCACCGUUUAUUUCGUGAACCGUUGUAAGGGUCGCUGUCGUAUUUUGGACUUCACUGUGUGCUGUGAUUGUAAGGACAUGGACUUGACGUGCUGUCAGUGCUAGUCAUUAACUCCCAAUCAAGAUCAUAUUGUUCAAUACACUAAAUUAACUGGUCAUUAAUUGGUCAUUAGUAGAAUAAAUAUUGAUGAGAUAAUUAGUGUGACAAGUGUAUGCCGCUUGAAAUAUCGAACUGAAAUGAGCCGCAUUAAGUUGUCUAAAUGGAGAAUAAAGACUUCAACAUCUAUUGACAGCCAGAGUUUAUAUAUCGGACAUGUGAUAUACGUCUGUAGUACAAUGUACUAAGUAACUGCUUAGAGUUGCGUGACUUUUGGGUGACUAAAUCUGAGGAAUGCGAUUAGGGAAAGAAGAAAAUUUUGUUAAUUGAAUCAGACUGUUGUUUAAUAAACUAAACAUAAGCUUUUAAUUCGACUGGUCAUUGCGUGAUAAAUUGUUUUGUAUAUUUUCUAAGGUGACUGUACUUUUUAUGACAUUUUCAUCACCCACACAUAGCUCACAAUGUGAGUAACUGCGGCAUAGUAAAAUGCUGGUCAUUUCACGAGAACAAGCAACUGCUGUCUUUUUAUACGUCAGAAUGUUUAUGAACUUUUAUUUAAUUAGGAUAACGGUCAAAAUUGUUCAUGCAUUGGACUUAUUACUCAUUAUGUGUUCGCAGUUUCAUUUACAUUUUGUUUAGUCAUAAAUUUGCAUGUUUUACCGAUGUAUCGUUUCUGAUGUAUUAAAGCCUUUUGUUUUGUAAUAAAAUAAAGAAAAGAUUAAAGAUGA